CUUGAAGCAUGCUUACUCGGUUGUUACGGUCACGUCCAUCGGCUGUCCACUCCAUUGCGAACGCGUGGACUCGCCAUGGCUCGACAUUCGAGUCGCUGGGUCUGAGUCGAGAACUCUGCGAAGCGUUGCAUAACAAGGGGUUGGAAUCGCCUACGAACAUCCAAGAACGAACCAUUUCGGCGGCGCUCAAUGGAGCCGACGUGAUUUGCACGGAUGCCACCGGUAGCGGCAAGACACUGGCGUAUCUCCUUCCUGUUGUAGAGAAGAUUCGUCGGUCCGAGAAGCGGCAGCUCGUCCUAGCUCAACGGAACCGCGCGCAGCUGGAGGCCGCACACUCUGCAUCCACCCCCGACGACAUGCCCACUGAUGCCACCGCAACCAUCAGCCCAAGCCCAGUGGACACUGUGCGGCGCGAAGUGAGCCGGCCCAAGGCCAUUGUGCUCGUUCCCAGUCGCGAGCUCGGCAUUCAAGUCGGCGCCGUGGCGCGGGAGUUGUCGCACUUGGCCAAGUUCUCGUCCUGCAUCAUCACGGGUGGCAGCGAACAGAAGCCGCAAAAGGCCGCGUUGGGCCGGCCCAUCGACGUGUUGGUGGCGACCCCAGGGCGCUUGGCCAAGUACAUCAAGAGCGGCCACGUGUUUCUGUCGCGCGUCGAGUUUGUAGUCAUCGACGAAGCCGACACGCUGCUGGAUCGGAAGAUGGGGUUCCGCCCCAUCAUGGACGAGAUCCUGGGACCCAUUCGCGCGAGUGGCUUGGCGUCGAGUCGCCACGUGCAGUACCUCUUGGCCGCCGCGACGGUCAAGCCCCCCAUGGACCAAGUGUUUGCGUCGACGUUUCCCGACCUCAAGCUCGUGUCCGGCAAAGGCGUGCACCAAACCCCGCCGAGUCUCACGGAAGAAUACAUUCGAGUGCCGGGCUCGGCCGACAAGCACGGCGCGCUGCGGGCGUCCUUGUCGCAAUGGAGUAAAGGCAAGACGCUCGUGUUUUGCAACUCGACGGCCAGCUGCAGGUCCACAGACCACAUGCUGCAAGAGCACGGGUACCCGUCGACGACCCUACACGGAGACAUCCCCCCCGUGGUCCGCAAGAAGAACUUUGACGCGUUCGUGGCUGGCGACGCCACCGUGUUGGUAUGCACCGACCUGGCGGCGCGAGGCCUGGACCUCGUACAUGUCGAUCAUGUCAUCAACUUUGACUUUCCCAAAUCGUCGGUCGAUUACUUGCACCGAGCCGGGCGCACUGGACGGGCGGGAAAGCGAGGUAUUGUCACCAACUUGAUCACAAAACACGACGCGGCGACGGCGAGGGACAUGACGAUCGCAAAGGGCAAACUGCAGCCCAUCAUGGAAGUCACGACCCAAGUCAACUUGGCCAAGUACAAACAUGGAGCUCAUGCAGCGGUGGACUCGGCGGCAAAACGUGACGAGCCGUCGCGGGGGGCUCGAGGCACGCGCAAGUUGAAACUCAAGCCCCAUAAACUGCGAACGUUGCCUCGUCGUGCCAAGACGACACCAUCACUGUAACACAAAGGGUACUUAGGGCUAACUGUAAAACAAGAUUCCAUGGCAGCU
Messenger RNA from Aphanomyces astaci, 1568 nucleotides. RefSeq lists its product as hypothetical. The transcript has 3 exons. Gene Ontology annotation, molecular function: ATP binding; RNA helicase activity; nucleic acid binding. Bases 9 to 1520 code for a protein of 503 amino acids. NCBI's taxonomy places the organism in Eukaryota, Oomycota, Saprolegniomycetes, Saprolegniales, Verrucalvaceae. The record is from RefSeq and is a predicted model, not a curated record.